Molecule: messenger RNA, 1237 nt
Organism: Centropristis striata (black sea bass)
Lineage: Eukaryota; Metazoa; Chordata; Actinopteri; Perciformes; Serranidae
Gene: rmdn1
Product: regulator of microtubule dynamics 1
Exons: 10
Coding region: 136-1062 (308 amino acids)
Cellular component (GO): cytoplasm; spindle microtubule; mitotic spindle pole
Molecular function (GO): microtubule binding
Source: RefSeq, a predicted model, not a curated record
CCUGUUGCAACGUUUUCUGUUUGUGCUCUUGAACGCACCCUGUUUACGUUUCCCGACCAGCUGAGUACUUGGACCAGCCUUUAAGUUUGCAAUGAAGUAGAAUUUCCUGAUCACUGAUCGUUUGGCUGUGUUGCCAUGUAUAAUCAUAUUUAUGGGGCCAUGGCUGGAGCAGCGCUGAGGCGGUCUGUGCUCUUCUUAUCUGGCGCUAAAGGAGUCCGAGGGUCGAACCGGUUCUACUGGACCACUCUAAGAAGGACAGCCACUGCUCUGACUAGUGGGAGAGCUGCAUUCCUGCUGGGACUGCCUCUGCUUUCCUGUCUGGGUUAUAAAGCUUACAGAGUUCAUGGUUCAGCUGUUGUCUAUGCUUUAGAAAAAGAGGAGGUUCUGGAGCAGGCCGACUACCUGUACAGCUGUGCAGAGACAGAGAAGCUGUACCAGCUGCUGCUGCAGCACAAGGACAGUGAUGAUGCUCAGUUCCUGUGGCGGCUGGCCCGGGCCUCUCAUGACAUGUCGGCCCUGCCCAACAUGAGGGCCGAGCAGAAGAAGCAGCUGACUUAUGAGGCCUUCGAAUACUCAAAGAAAGCUCUGGAGAAAGACGACAAGUGUUUCGCUGCACACAAAUGGUAUGCAGUGUGUCUCAGUGAUGUCGGGGAAUACGAGGGAGUCAAAGUGAAAAUUGGAAAUUCAUUAAUCAUCCGGGAUCAUCUAGAGAAAGCCGUCGAGCUCAAUCCCAAAGACGCCACUUCCUAUCAUAUUCUGGGUUACUGGUGCUUUGCUUUUGCGGAGCUGCCUUGGUAUCAGCGCAAGGUGGCCGCUGUCAUUUUUGCAUCGCCACCUGCAGCCACAUAUGAGGAAGCUUUGGAAUUCUUCUUGAAAGCUGAGGAAGUUGAUCCAAACUUCUACAGUAAAAACCUGCUAAUGCUCGGGAAGACCUACAUCGGCAUGAACGACAAAGGCAAAGCACUGUUCUAUCUAACUAAAGCAAGAGAUUAUCCUGCUCACACACUGGAAGACAAAGAGGUUCAUAAAGAAGCAGCUGAACUCUUGAAGAAACUAGGAUGAAGCUGUUUUUUUUUUUUACCCAUUUUGUGGAACAUGAUGUAUUUUGGAUGUAACUUUUAGUCCAAUAACUGCUAACAAGUGUCCAGAUUCUGUAAUUAACUCUGGAGAACUAUGUGUAAAUCUUUACUUAAUAUAAACAAUAAAGUUAAAAUUUUGCAGUUAAGAAAGUGAUAAA